Suncus etruscus (white-toothed pygmy shrew) is the source of this 3854-nucleotide messenger RNA. RefSeq names its product transmembrane O-mannosyltransferase targeting cadherins 3 (gene TMTC3). NCBI's taxonomy places the organism in Eukaryota, Metazoa, Chordata, Mammalia, Eulipotyphla, Soricidae. Gene Ontology annotation, cellular component: endoplasmic reticulum. The transcript has 14 exons. Gene Ontology annotation, biological process: protein O-linked glycosylation via mannose. The record is from RefSeq and is a predicted model, not a curated record. Gene Ontology annotation, molecular function: mannosyltransferase activity; protein binding. The coding region runs from base 282 to 3029 and encodes 915 amino acids.
GCUGGCAGUGUAAGAGCCAGAUGGAGGACUACAAAUCCCAGAAUGCACUUCUGCCUGGCGUGGGAACCGCAGUCUCGGAAUGCGGCCUUUCCCGGCGUGCUGUGCGGCCGCGCCGGCGACCGGACCCCGGCUCGGUGGGGCUGAGACGCACCGGGCGCGAGCCGGGGGAGGUGGGAGUAUCAUGCGUGUGAGCUCGGCCGCUUGGCUCUCGGGACCGCUGUUGCUGGGUUUCAAAUCCUAAGCAAGCGUGCAGAUUUUGUCUGCAGCUGCUUCUGAGAAAGAUGGCCAAUUUGAACCUCAGAGAAGUAACCUUAAUAAUAGGUGUAGUCACUGCCUGCUAUUGGAACAGUCUCUUCUGUGGUUUUGUUUUUGAUGAUGUUUCAGCAAUAUUAGAUAAUAAAGACCUGCAUCCAUCUACACCUUUAAAAACUUUAUUUCAGAAUGACUUCUGGGGUACCCCUAUGUCUGAGGAGAGAAGCCACAAAUCUUACCGCCCUUUCACAGUACUAACAUUUCGCUUCAAUUAUCUGCUUAGUGAAUUGAAACCAAUGUCAUAUCAUCUCUUGAAUAUGUUUUUUCAUGCUGUGGUUAGUGUGAUAUUUCUUAAAGUCUGCAAACUUUUCCUGAACAAUAGGAGUAGUAUGGUUGCAUCUUUGCUUUUUGCGGUGCACCCAGUCCAUACAGAAGCGGUAACAGGUGUUGUCGGAAGAGCAGAACUUUUGUCAUCUAUAUUUUUUUUAGCUGCAUUUUUGUCGUAUACUAAAUCACAAGGACCCAAUAAUUCCAUAGUAUGGACUCCAAUCGCUUUGACGGUAUUUUUAGUAGCUGUUGCCACACUGUGUAAAGAACAAGGAAUAACAGUUGUAGGAAUCUGCUGUGUAUAUGAAGUAUUUAUUGCCCAGAAGUAUACUUUGCCAUUAUUAAUCACUACUGCUGGACAGUUUCUUCGUGGAAAGGGCAGUAUUCCAUUUUCCUUGCUGCAGACUCUGAUAAAGCUCAUUGUUCUGAUGUUUAGUACACUAUUGCUUGUUGUGAUCAGAGUGCAGGUUAUUCAGUCCCAACUUCCAGUGUUUACCAGGUUUGAUAAUCCGGCAGCUGUGAGCCCAACACCCACCAGACAGCUCACUUUUAACUACCUCCUUCCUGUCAAUGCUUGGCUGCUGUUGAAUCCGUCUGAGCUCUGCUGUGAUUGGACCAUGGGCACCAUACCGCUGAUAGAGUCAUUUCUAGAUGUUCGAAAUUUUGCUACAUUUAUUUUCUUUGGCUUACUGGGGUCUUUGGGAGUAUUCAGUCUCCGAUAUCCUGGUGAUUCCUCUAAGACUGUUUUAAUGGCACUUUGCUUAAUGGCAUUGCCAUUUAUACCGGCAUCAAACCUUUUUUUUCCAGUUGGAUUUGUUGUUGCUGAGCGAGUUUUAUAUGUUCCUAGCAUGGGGUUCUGUAUUUUGGUAGCCCAUGGAUGGCAGAAAAUAUCAAACAAAAGUGUAUUAAGAAAGUUAUCUUGGGCUUUUCUGUCUAUGGUGAUCUUCACGCAUGCUUUAAAAACUCUCCAUAGAAACUGGGACUGGGAGUCCGAAUAUACACUAUUUAUGUCAGCCUUGAAGGUAAAUAAAAAUAAUGCUAAAUUAUGGAAUAAUGUUGGCCAUGCUCUGGAAAAUGAAAAGAACUUUGAGAGGGCUUUGAAAUACUUCUUACAGGCUACCCAUGUUCAGCCAGAUGAUAUAGGUGCCCACAUGAAUGUAGGAAGAACUUACAAAAAUUUAAAUAGAACCAAAGAAGCAGAAGAAUCUUAUAUGAUGGCCAAAUCACUGAUGCCUCAAAUUAUUCCUGGUAAAAAAUACGCAGCCAGAAUUGCCCCUAACCAUUUAAAUGUCUACAUCAAUCUGGCAAACCUCAUUCGUGCAAACGAGUCACGACUAGAAGAAGCAGAUCAGCUAUACCGGCAAGCAAUCAGCAUGAGGCCCGACUUCAAGCAAGCUUACAUUAGCAGAGGAGAAUUGCUCUUAAAAAUGAAUAAACCUCUCAAAGCAAGAGAAGCCUAUCUUAAAGCACUAGAGUUGGACAGAAACAAUGCAGAUCUUUGGUACAACUUGGCAAUUGUUCAUAUUGAACUUAAAGAACCAAGUGAAGCCUUAAGAAAUUUCAACCAUGCUUUAGAAUUAAAUCCAAAGCAUAAACUGGCAUUAUUUAACUCUGCUAUAUUAAUGCAGGAAUCAGGUGAUGCUAAACUCAGACCAGAAGCUAGAAAACGACUUCUAAGCUAUAUAAAUGAAGAGCCACAAGAUUCAAAUGGAUAUUUCAAUCUUGGGAUGCUUGCCAUGGAUGACAAAAAGGACACAGAAGCAGAGAUGUGGAUGAAAAAGGCCAUCAGACUGCAGGCUGACUUCAGAAGUGCUCUGUUUAAUCUGGCUCUCCUGUAUUCUCAGACAUCAAAGGAAUUAAUGGCUUUACCAAUUUUGGAAGAGCUACUCAGAUACUAUCCUGAUCAUAUCAAGGGACUCAUUUUAAAGGGAGACAUUCUGAUGAAUCAAAAGAAAGAUAUAUCUGGGGCCAAAAAAUGUUUUGAAAAGAUUUUAGAGAUGGAUCCAAGCAACGUGCAAGGGAAACACAAUCUCUGUGUUGUUUAUUUUGAAGAGAAGGACUUGCUAAAAGCUGAAAAAUGCCUGGUUGAAACAUUGGCCUUGGCACCACAUGAAGAAUAUAUUCAGCGCCAUUUAAGUAUAGUCAGGGAUAAAAUUUCCUCAGCUAGUUUUGUAGAACAACCGUUCCUUGCAGCUGAAAAGACUUCAGGUGCAGUAGGAGACCAAACCCCCUCCAAAAACGUAAAAGAACUCAAAAGUGAGCCCAGACCCACACAGACAAUAAAAUCACAGGACAAUAAAAGUCAGUCUAAGUCAAAAAAACAGUUAGGAAAAAAUGCAGACAAAGAGAACCCACAGAAAACAACAAAAGAAAUCAAAGAAAUUGAGAAAAAAAGAGUCGCUGCUUUAAAAAGACUAGAAGAGAUUGAACGUAUUCUAAAUGGUGAAUAGCGUUACUCUUACUCGCAGGAUAAUUGUUUUCACAGAACUUCAGUCUGGAUCAUGUGGUUUCUUGUGAGGGAAACUAAAAAUAACAGUGAUUUGUAACAUUCUUCUAAAAUGCAUCUAUGAGGAUUCAAAGGAAGAUUUUUCAAUAACCUCUCUUAUUACUCCACAAUAUUGAUUAUUUCAGAGGACAGUUCCCUGAGUUUUUGGUGAAUUUAGAAGAAAUAUUAAACAUGGAGGCAACUCUAUCAUUUUUACUAUAGAUAGAAUAAUCUUCCAGUAAAAUAGUCUUAUUCGUUCUAAAUUCAAAAUCUGAGGCCUGAAUGACAAUUCCUUUGAGGCAGUUCUAGGUCCUGUUAGUUUAUUUGAAAUAUUAAACAUGGUGGCACUAUCAUUUUUACUAUAGAUGGAAUAAUCUUCCAGUAAAAUAGUCUUAUUCGUUCUGAAUUCAAAAUCAGAGGCCUGAAUGACAAUUUUUUUGAGGCAAUUCUAGGUCCUAUUAGUUUAUGUGUAAAUUUCUUUAUUACCUAGUUCUGUUAUUUUCCUUUCCUUCACCUGUUGGGAUCUGUCUAUGGAUCGAAAACACUGAUUGAGCACAUUGUUUUUUCCUCAUUAGCCUUCUGUAUAGCCACAAGAUUUACUUUGCACUACAAAAGAUUAAUUACUUUAUUUUGUUGGGAUUCCCCCUGCCAUUGCCUCAGCUUUUGGACUAUACAGAGAAGUUUUUGGGGAUUACCCUCAGUUCUUUGCUCAGGGCCGCACCUAGCCAGCUGGAGGACUAUGUGAUGUACUUACGUCAAACAUUUUAGCCCCGUUACUGCCUCUCCUACU